CUCACCUCACUCAUAAAGAUUUUUUUAAACCAGGUCCCAAGAAUUUUAAAGAAGGAGACAUCUAAAAGAAAAGAAAAGAAAAAAGAAAUCUUCGUAGAGUUGGCAAUGUCAGUAGCAGUGACGGUGGUUAAUCAUUCAAUGGCUCUGUUACAAAUGCAGGCGUGGGUAUAAAUGCAGUGCCUUUGCCAUUAAUUCACUCUCUUUACUACUAGUACUUUCUCUUUCUAAGAAAACUAAGAAGAAGAAGAAAAUCAAACAAGAAAGAACUCAAUUGGCCAUUAACUUCUCUUCCUCACUUAUCACUUUCUCUGUCAAAUAUUUUGAACUCUCUGGGCACUCUCUGACUAAGGUUUUUACUGCUGUGUUGUUUUGAACGGUGAGUUUUUUCCUUCCCUGAAAUCAAUGUUCUUUGUUUUCUUUUUUGACUGCCUAAAACUUUACAUUUUUUCUUUGGAAUUGUUUUUUUGGACUCCACUUCAUUGUGAUCUUUUGGGAGUACAUAUCAAUCAGUCUAAGUACUUGUUUUGAUCUUGUUGUUUGUUUUCUGAAAGUGGCUUCUGUUGCAAAUUGUUUUCUCAGUAUCCAAAUUGGUGAUAGAUUUGUUUUGGCAUAGUGUCAGUUUGAAAUACCAGUGAUUUCUGCAUUAGAUUUGGUCAAAAUCUUGAUAAUAUUCAAUCAACAUUACCAAGUACUCUCUGGCUGGUUAUAUUCCCUUUUUUUUUUCUUUCAGAAUUUGCAACUCAAAUAUUCCAUUUACUCAAAGACAGUUUAGGUAGAAGAGAAAGAUACCUUUAUAUCUUGCUGCUUUUGUUGUUCAAGGCAAUAUGGAUUUGAGUGAGAAAGAUAAAUUUGGGUUAGAAAAAAGAAGUGGGGAUCCUUUGAAUUACCAGUCUCCUAAUAUGCUGCCUUCCAAUUGGCAAUUCAAUCAUGGAAAUCAGCCUUUGGGUUUAGCUUCUACUAGUGAUUCAAUGGAAAAAGGGGAUCUAAUGAUGGGUGGUUCUUCAGCUUGUUCCUCUGGUUCAAUGAUGGACUCAUUUACAGGUGCUCUUUGGGGUCAUCCCAGUUCAUCACACAACUUAAGCUUAGGUGAUAAUGGUUCUUCUGGGGCAGUUAUGGGUAACUUAGGUUGGAAUCCAUUGAAUUCUGUUACAAAACAGGGUAUUUACUUGCCGCCAACCACUGGGAUGCUACAUCAGAGCUUAUCUCAGUUCCCAGCUGAUUCAGGGUUCAUUGAAAGAGCGGCAAGGUAUUCAUGCUUCAAUGGUGGAAGUUUUAGUGAUAUGUUGAAUCCGUUUAACGUGCCAGAGAAUUUGAGUCCUUACUCUAAGAAUGGAGGAGCAAUUCAAGGUUCUUCAGAUGUUCUAUUUAAUGGGUUGAAACACAUACCGGGUAGCCAAUCUCAGAUGAAUGAAGCAAACAGUGCAGAGCUUGCUAAAGAUGUUUCAGUUUCUGUCAAUAGGGGCAUUACAGAUGGGAGUCCAAUGAAAAAUGAUGUCAAAAAGGGGAAUUUUGUGAGAACACCUGAUGAAACAAAACAAGGAGUUGGUAAUUCUAGUAAUGAAUCAGAUGAUGCCAAUUGUAGUGGAAGUGCUGGUGGUGCUGUCCGAGAGGAUCAAUCAAUGUUGGAGAGUGCCGGGAGGGAACCUUCAUCUUCCAAGGGACUUGCCCCAAAGAAAAGGAGACGGGAUGGUCAGGUUUCUGAGCCUGACCAAGGUAAAAGUCCUGUACAAGUAACUGGCGAGGCUGCAAAUGAAGAUUCUGACUCAAAACAUAAGGAUGAUCAAAAUCCUAGUCCCUCUGGUAAAGGUAAUAAACAUGGUAAAGACAAAGAUAAUUCUCAAACUUCAGAUGCACCUAAGGAGGAUUAUAUCCAUGUUAGAGCGCGAAGGGGCCAGGCAACCAAUAGCCAUAGUCUUGCUGAGAGAGUAAGACGAGAAAAAAUCAGCGAAAGGAUGAAGUUUCUUCAAGACCUUGUGCCUGGUUGUAAUAAGGUUACUGGCAAGGCUGUCAUGCUCGAUGAGAUCAUUAACUAUGUACAGUCGUUGCAACGCCAGGUUGAGUUUUUGUCAAUGAAGCUUUCAGCUGUAAAUCCACGACUCGACCUCAAUCUUGAAAGUCUUCUUGCGAAAGAUAUUCUUCAAUCACGAGGUAGUCCAUCAUCUUCCAUGGGGUUUCCACAAGAUAUGAUUAUGGCUCAGCUUCAUCCGUCCCAACCAGGAUUAAUUCAAUCAGGAAUUCCUGGCAUGGGAAAUCCCUCAGAUGCACUCAGGAGAACCAUCAAUUCUCAAUUAAUGGCCAUGAAUGCAGGAUACAAAGAACCUAAUCCUCAGAUGCCCAAUCCGUGGGACGAUGAACUUAACAACGUCAUUCAAAUGAGCUUUGAUUCCAAUGAUCCGUUUAACGGUCAAGACUUGAAUGCUGCUUCUCUACCUCCUGGUCAUAUGAAAGUUGAGCUAUGACUAAAGCUGCUGUCCAAGUUUUACUAGUUGGUGUAUAGUCAAAAACAGGGUAGAUAUGAAAUUCUCCCUCAAGGUCUCUCAAGUAUAUUAACACAGCUACAUUUGUUUUUGUUUUCCAGUCUUAUAUAUACACACACUUCAUAUGGAUAAAGAAAAAGAACCAUCUAUGAAGUUGUACUGUAAGCACUUAUUUUGUUAUAGGGCGCUCUUUGUUAUAAUUGAUGUAUAAAGAUCUCUCCAAGCUUUACUGAGGAAAAAAGCAAAAGUUUCUGAAACUUGUUAUUGCUA
Molecule: messenger RNA, 2747 nt
Organism: Papaver somniferum (opium poppy)
Lineage: Eukaryota; Viridiplantae; Streptophyta; Magnoliopsida; Ranunculales; Papaveraceae
Product: transcription factor bHLH49-like
Exons: 10
Coding region: 825-2459 (544 amino acids)
Biological process (GO): regulation of DNA-templated transcription
Cellular component (GO): nucleus
Molecular function (GO): DNA-binding transcription factor activity; protein dimerization activity
Source: RefSeq, a predicted model, not a curated record